This is a messenger RNA of Acanthaster planci (crown-of-thorns starfish), 5237 nucleotides long. RefSeq lists its product as uncharacterized. Gene Ontology annotation, cellular component: membrane. NCBI's taxonomy places the organism in Eukaryota, Metazoa, Echinodermata, Asteroidea, Valvatida, Acanthasteridae. The record is from RefSeq and is a predicted model, not a curated record.
UUGCUUGCGUGUGGGGCUAGGCUAGGCUGGAGUGUUAGUGUACAUGUAGAUGAGAAUGUAUUGGCAUAGCGCUGUGGUAUGCACGUCUGUUGUGUACAGUAAGUACCCUACACUUUUAUGACCACUGUGGGUGAACGGGGCGGUGUAAUCCCGAGCUCGCAGACGAAGUCCAAAUAAAGAAACUUAAGCAUCGGACAAUGGAGACUUCAUCUGUGCUGGCGGGCUGACCCCAAACACGACCCUUUUGUGGCAAGUGGAGCGUUGUAUAUCCACGGAAUCGAUCCAGCCGUCUAUCAAAGGAGGAAAAAAUUGAAUGUAAGUUACGCCGACGAACUCUUCAGUCUUCGCACAUUCACUCGGCAGAAUAAAGAACCAGGUGUGCACAGUGCACAUCUUGGUAAAUGGCCCAUGUAGUUCAUUCAGAGAACUGGCAUGCACUCUGUAGUUUGUCUUCGCCUAUAUAGUGCUCUGUUCCUCUGACGGAGAGUAACACAUUUUGAGAUUCAUACAACGCAGAAAGGUCCAUGACAAUGUGGGACUCCAAGCAGUUUCUGCAGGAGUGAGAUACACAGAGACUAAAGGAGAGGAAUUACUGUCGACCUGGCUCUGGGAACAUUGGUUAUUAUCGUGAUUUUGUGUGCCGAAGGAAUCGACGGUAUUCAGCACUAUGGGAGGCCGAGUGUUGAAACUUGUUGGUAGAAGUGGCAUGUCCGGAGUCGUCGGAGGCAAUGUGACCACGUUGUGGGCCGUUGUCUGUGCUAUCUACGUGGUAUGCUGCGGUAGCGUUUGUCUCGCCGACCGAGUUGUCAUAUCAUGCGACUUUCAGAAUGAACGAGCCUGCGGGUACACGCAGUCAUCCAACAAUGACUUCAAUUGGAUUCGUACCAAAGGUCACUCCCCUAGCUGGUACUCCGGUCCAUUGGCUGACCACACCUAUAACAACUCAUCAGGGUACUACAUCUAUGCUCCGUCGUCCUACAACGAUACUCAGAUUGGCCAGGUCGCUCGAUUCUCCUUCCCUGCUUACCAGUUGCGAGAAGGGCACGGCAGGCUCAGGUUUUUCUAUCACAUGUGGGACGGAUACGAACCCGACAAACUGGGCACGUUGACUGUCUACGCCUGUCAUGGUCUGCCACUGUGGUCGCGGGAGAGACGACAAAGGGACAUGUGGCUAGGGACAGGUGUCGUGGACAUCUUUUGCACCCAGCCCUUUCAGCUUAUAUUCGAAGCUGUUCGUGGUGGAUUUGACAGCGAUAUAGCAGUUGAUGACAUCAGGUUUAUGGAUGUGUACGAAUCCCCGUCCACAACAGCGCCACCAUCGACGACGACCAGAGAGACGCCGUCCACGACCCGUAAAGCAACAACUCGACGACCAACGCGCUCACCGCGGACUGAGCUGAAGUCUACCUCAGCUUCCACACUGGGACGUAUAAUCACCAACUCAACGCCCAAUAAAGAAAGGAAAACUGAUUUGGUCACGCCCCCAAUCACGUGGAUGGCAGGAUCACCGUCAGAUCCACCUGUGUGGACGGCCUUUGUUCUUGCUGGGGCUGUUGGAGGAGGGUUCGUCCUCUGUUUCAUGGCUUUCUUUGUUCUGUUCUUUUUCUGUCGACGAAGACGAAGAUCCAAGAAACGAUCGGCUGGUAUUUCUUACAACAUGGACAAUCUCACCUAUCCUCCUACCGGCUUAACGCCAUGUGGUCGUUGUGAUGCUUAUUACACUGCUCUGCAAACGACGAGAGGCGUGGAGCUUCAUCUGUACCAGGAGCUACACCAGCCAGCCAAACAGAUCAGCGAUAGCAGCAGCAGUACUACCAACGAAGCAGUGCACUCGGCUGACGGUGGCUUCUAUGAAUGCAUCGACGAGGACCAGUUUAGCAGCGUGACAAACGAUAUGUCCGAAUUCACGGAGGCAGAGGCGGCAGCGCGCCACCAAGCGUCCAACACGGCAACGCUACCUUCCAAACAAUCGCUGUCUCUGAAGGUUGUCGAGCCCAUACCAUUCGAGACCGGCCCAGAGAGUCCCAUCAGCUACGUCAUCGAGUCUGUAGAUUUGCCCGCUAAAGGGGUGGAUGACUCACCCUGCAAGACACCGCCCACUGUGCCGUUCUUAGAGCCGAAGUAUUUCACGUUGGAGCCGGACGGACAGUACCACGAGCGGUGCUGUGACGGAGACGUGCACGCGGUGGCCAACAACGAACACAAAGCUAGCAUGGAGUUGAGUGAAGACGAAGACAUCAUGUGCUUGUCACCUGACGAUGUGGACGGCCGUCGUGCCCAACUGAAUGACCCCGUGUCACCUAACGCAUCAUACUGCGAACCACCAAUGAGUGACGAUGACCCCUUGACCCCUACACAGAAUGGUACCCUGUCGAGCAGUACGUACGGUGGAUACAUACCUCCUAUUCCUUCCCUCGGACGGAGUGCCGCGGUACCAGAUAGAGGCGGCAGACGAACUGAAAUCAUUACCGAAAUCUAGACGAGUCACACCAGACCAUUUUUUUAUAUUGGAUGUAAAUUUCUUGUACAUAAUUCUUGCACAAAGUGUUAUUUUGCCAAUCUAUUUAUAACAAAGAGGGACAAUUCGCGUGGAUUUACCAAAAGCUUUGGCGGUUUGGGUCACAUUAUAUCAAAUAACCAAAAUGCACAUAGGCCUAUAGCGUGAACUCUACCAAGUCGACCCAUCAAGCUCGAUCGACCUACCCUUGGUUCAGCUUCUCGGAACUCUUAAUGAUGCCAAAGGCCUUUAAUUUACAAAUUGUAUCAGUUUUAAAUAUUAUUUUUAUAUCCAGUCCACAAACCUUAGAAUGCAAUUUAUUGAAUGUUUAUGUGGUGACAUCUUUUGGUUUUUUCCGUAAUCUGCCUCUAGCAGAAGCGCUCCCUCAUCGGUUGGAAAAGGCCGCGUUGGUCGGGAGUAUCCAUUUCGUUGGUAUAGCGAUGCAACAGUGACCCGUGCAUUUCCUACUCGUUCGUGAACCAGCAAAGUUCAGAUCCGAUCCAAUGGAGCAUUCGUUGCUAAGAAAAUAGCGCCCUCUCUCUUGGUCCAGCUCGAGGCCCAUACGGUAGUUGCCAGCGUCAAAUUAAAUCGUCAUGGUGAAUGUUAAAAUAUCCAACCAAGACGCGUUAACAGGCAGUUCCGAAUAGUCCACAAAAUACAUUCGUUUUCGGCUUGUUUUUUUUUCGGUUUUUCAAAGCUUAAGAUGGUGACCUAAACUUAGAGUGAAAGGUCACAAUAUCAAAUGUGUCGAAAUGUUGUCGUAGUCCCGUGAACUUCCUCCCAAACCCUGCCUGGAUGUUCUGAACACGCCUCCCUUUUGUUAUUACUAUGCAAUAUGCACACGACUAAUAAGACGAUACACAUUGCCAAGUACUUUCAUUGGACUAUCCUUUGUGAUUUAUACCUCAAAUAUAAAGGUUAGUAUGAUGUGUACUGAGAUUAGAUCAUAGGGCUGUGUAGCUCUGUGGAUUAGAUCAAUAGCUGCCUUGAUAUUUGUAUUCCUUUUUAUAUAUAGGCCUAUUCAGUUAUGCUUCUUUUUCUCAAAGCUUUAUACACUGUAUAUUGCGUUUGCCUUCUGCGAGAGUUCCCAUUUGAGAUCGUAGAUUUUGUUAUCGUUCUGUGUUUUUUACGAAAUCUACAAUGAGCCAGCGAUAGUGGGAAUAAAUAUUGUCUUGGGCUUGCAAACUGGUCAAGGUUUACAAAGCUCAGUUUGUUGUUGAUGUUUUGGCCAAGGCCGCAUCUUGGAAAAAGAGGAAAACGUGGACUGGUUAAAUGUUCAAAUUAACGUCCACAGAAGUGGAAAAGUUAAAAACAAGAGGCUUUAUUUCCAGUUUGUGUCCAUGUAUGGACAAAAUUUAGUAGUCUUUGUUUUCGCCUUGUAUUGUAGAGGCUAAUAAUAUUCAACGAAAUUAGUUACUAUAUUAAAAGAUGGACCAUUUAUGGAAGAAUGAACGACCAAAAUGUUUUUAAGGAGUCAGCUUUUGCAAGGAAACAAUGAGCAUACCAAAUGGACACAGCUUGAGAAAUAGGUUCCAAAUCCUAAACCGUAAGAUGGAUAAUGUUUAUGCUUCAAAUGAUGUACACAGUUCAAAAUGGAUAUGAUAAUCAGUCUUUAAUUCUAUUGAUAUUUUCGAAAUGUUUAGACCGACUAGAUCUGUACAACAUUGUUAGUAUUUUCAUGACAGUACAAUUAAAGUAGGCCUGAAAUGAUGACUACCGCCCUUACUGCAAGUCAGUUCUAAGAUACUGUGGUCAGUAUUAUAUGGUCAGUACCUGCAUGACCACUACAAUGUAUUUGAUGAACAUUUGUGUAGACUAAUAUGUGGUAUGCGUCAUUUAAGAUGUGACGUUUUUUGUAUCUUGAUGUGUAAAUCAUUGUUCAAUUUCUCACCCCUCAAAUAGUCUUUGAAUAUGUUGUUAAACUUCAGGAAUGAGAUUUGCUAUUCCACACAUGUUUCAAUUAGAAAAAUGUGUAGUUUACCCUUGGAACAGGUUGAAGCUGGUUUUUGCUGAUCAAAUCAGCUGGAGGCCUGCAUGUUUAUUUUGUGGAGUCUUUCUUCCUAGUUGGUGCGCUGUCAAAUGUUCUUUAAGGUAACGCGGUACUUAUACUCGACGACCAGCCACCCGGCCCUCUCUACUCAUAGAACCGACAUAAAACUUAGCAGGCUACCGUACCCAAUUUUUCACGUUACUCUUUUAUCUCCAGGGAGGUGAGGCGAUUUCAGGAUUGACCAUAAGCCUCCUAAUCAGGCAUAAUAUUACUCCGUGUAUCAGUACGUAACGUGCUUAUAUAUUUUCUAAUUCAGCUUUGAAUUGUAGGAAUAUUAAGCGGAGGUUUGGCGGCAGAAGUAACACCUUAUUUGAAAAGAUUUGUUUUACUUCAAAAGUGCAUACACCCGUAUGACUUUUAAAGUAAAUCAUGUUGUUCGUUAUAAAAUAUAGUGCGUCUGUUAUUUUUAAUUUCAUGCAUUCGGCGAGAUCCAAAGGCCAUGGAAUUGGCACACCUUGAAUGGUAUGAAUUUUGGUGUAAUUUUAGUAUGAGCACUAUUGGCUGAACUGAUUUUUGUAAUUUUUUAGAUUGGCUUUAUAAAUUUAUGUGUAAAGAAAAUUAUUAUUCCUUGUUAUAUUAAUUUGACGUUCAAUAACAUUGCGUAUAAAUGUACUGUAACGAACAGAGUUAAGGCGAGGGACGACUGAACAAAUAAUGAAUAAUAAAGAAAAAUUGAAGAAAUGACAUUUA